AUGUCUGCUUCUACAGGAACACCAACACGAAACCAACUUUCUACUCCUUCAACCUCUUCAAGCCCAUAUUCUACCAGUUAUGGUUUAACAAAGGAAACAUCAUUACCAUCACUUCGUCCAGCUACCACCGCAAGCAGUGGUGACUCAAGUAGUAACAGUCGUCCUGCCACUAGCUCGUCCACAAUAAAGAGACAAGGUACAAGCAUUUCAAGUGUGUCAGCAACUUCCAACCAAACUAUUCGUUCGAAACGUGGACGACCCCAAACUUCUGUUUCCACUCGUGAUGGCGUUGGCGGUGGCAGUGGUGAAAAUUCGUUUAUUGUUGCUGUUAUUGAGGGGCGAGGAGUUGCUAGUGAAGUUGGGAUGUGUUUCAUUGAUUUAAAAACUAGCGAGUGUAUACUUUCACAGAUUUCUGAUUCUCAAACGUACGUUAAAACCUUGCAUAAAAUGAAUUUGUAUGAUCCAGCGGAGAUUCUAUUAUCAACGACAGCAUUUGAACCAACAAAAUCAAAACUCUGUAAAAUACUCGAAGAAAAUAUGCAGUCCGCAACAAUGACGCCUAUUGGACGAAAGUAUUUUAAUGAUGUUGUUGGCAUGAAUUAUAUUAAACAGUAUGCUCUCGAAGAAGAUUCCGCGGUUCUGAUACUUGGUCUUACGUCAAAAUUUUAUUGUCUCUCCGCGGCUGCAGCUGUUUUAAAGUAUAUUGAGAGCACGCAAAAUAUAUUUUUUACGGAUCAUUCUAUUCAGUUUAAAUAUCAAGGAUGUGAAGGAACAAUGAUGAUAGAUUGUGCUUCAGCGCGAAACUUAGAAUUGAUAACUAAUAUCACGAACCCUCGUAGUAAACAUUCGCUUUAUGCACGAUUAUUGCGGACUAAUAUUUUACAGCCAUCGACUGAUGUUGAUAUUAUUAAUACGAGAUUAAAUUCCUUAGAAGAACUAAUCGAAAAUGAGGAAAAAUUUUUCUCGACACAAACUGCGCUGAGACCAUUUCAAGAUAUCGAUUGUCUCAUAACAGCGUUGAUCCAAGUUCCACGUAAACCGACAAUAAAACACGCCGAACAAAGCAUCAAUAACGUGAUAAUGUUGAAACACACGUUGAAACUAAUGGGAAAAUUAAGAGAAUGUUUGGUCGGAUGUGAAAAUUCGUUGUUGGUUGCGAUUUACAGGUUACUCUCUGAUCCAAGACUCGAAUCCUUUGAGGAAAUCAUCGAUCAAGUGAUUAAUGAAGAUGCUACAUAUCAAAAAGGCGCUCUUGGACUAAGAAAUCAACGUUGCUAUGCUGUUAAGGCAGGAUUUAACGGAUUAUUGGAUGUUGCUCGACAAACUUAUAAAGAAACAAUAAACGACAUUUACGAAAUCGUAAAUGGUUAUACUGAGCAAUAUAAGAUCCCGUUAAAAAUACAAUUCAGCCCCGCUACCGGAUUUCGUCUCUCGACAUCCAUCGGAAAUCUUCAAGAUCAAGCACUUCCAUUAGUCUUUAUCAACGUAUCGAAAAAGCGAAAAGCACUUACUUUCACCACAUUGGAACUUAUGAAAAAGAACACAAAAAUUAAUGAUUCGUUGACCGAAGUAUAUUUGAUGUCCGACAAGACAAUCGAGGAUUUAAUCUCCGAGAUUCGAAAAAACAUCGGUGUUCUUUAUAAGGCGUCCGAAUCCAUCGCGAUGCUCGAUAUGUUGACUUCUUUUGCACAUAUGUGCACUAUUUCAAAUUAUGUACGGCCAGAAUUCACCGAUACACUUGUGAUUAAAGCGGGACGACAUCCAAUGCGCGAAGCACUUUAUAUUGAAGAAUUUGUGCCAAACGAUACUUAUGCUAGUGAUGCCAACAAUUUUCAAUUGAUUACCGGACCGAACAUGAGUGGAAAAAGCACAUAUCUACGACAAAUUGCGCUGAUUAGUAUCAUGUCACAGAUCGGAUCUUUUGUUCCAGCUGAAUACGCGUCUUUUCGUAUUGUGGAUCAGCUUUUUACGAGAAUUUGCAAUGACGAUGAUAUGGAAAGCAACGCAAGCACGUUUAUGAUGGAAAUGCGAGAAACUGGAUAUAUAUUACAGAAUAUAACGGAUGAUAGUCUGGUAAUUGUGGACGAACUUGGUCGAGGGACAUCGACUCAUGAUGGAUUAGGAAUAACUCAUGCGGUUUGUGAAGAAUUUAUUAAAACAAAGGCGUUUGUAUUUUUCGCGACUCAUUUUUAUGAAUUAACGAAAAGCUUGACGGUGUUCCCAAACGUGGUCAAUUUACAUUUGGAAGUUGAGAUUGGUGCGCAAGAUAAUCAGUUCGCUAUGAAGUAUAUGUAUAAAGUUUGCGAUGGACGUAAUGACGAUGAACAUUAUGGAUUAAAGUUUGGGCAGAUUGUUGGGUUGCCUGAAGAUGUUAUUAGUAAAGCUUCAGAGGUGUCGCAUAAGUUGAAAGAUAUGAUCGAUGCUAGCAAAGAGAGGUCAAGUUCAAAUAAAAUUAGGCAGCGUAGAAAAGCAUUGUUUCAGUUGACACAACACUUGCUACAAAUCAAACGUUCCUCGAAUCUCGAUAAAGAAAGGUUGUUGGGAUAUCUUCGGAUGGUGCAACAAGAGUUUGUGAUGAAGAUGGAAGAGCGAAGAAAAAUUGAUACUGAUGACGAAAAGCUGAGAAGGGUUAGGGAUGCUUUGAAGAACGCAUCAAAAGAAGACCAGUUUCUUCUGUUUUCCAAAGAUGUUUCCUAUAUCUCAGGCAUAAAAGAUAAAAGCUCUAAUACAUUCAUUCUGUUUGUCCGUGAUUGCUAUAUCCACUUAUCAAAGCUCAUUCUUGAGGAUGGCAACUUUUGGCGUCUACGUAUUACUGGGAACCCGGGAAUUGGGAAAACCUUCUUUGGUUAUUACCUACUUCAUCAGCUCGCAGUGCGUAAUGAAACAGUUAUAUAUCAUGAAUAUAAUAAAUCACCGAUUCUUUUUAGUGAAGAAACUGUUUAUAGUCCUUACCAAGAUAAUAUUCAUGAAUUUAAAGAUCGCUGGGAAAUAAAGAAGUAUGAAAUUACAGAUCAUAAUACUAUCAGCCACAGACUUGUACAUAAUGUAUCACAAGUUGAGGAAGGUGAAGUAGAGAAUAUGUCUGGAGGGUCUUCUACAUCAGAAACGUCUUUAGUAACUAAACCAGAAAUGAAAAAAGAUAUGAGAUUUUUCUAUACAAUGUCGAUUUUAGAAUUUGCAUCCGAUUACAUUUUUGAAGAGGAUAAAUUAUUGUUUUGUGAUAUCGAGGCGAUUGCGCCUAACAAGUACUGUGUACCGACUCAAAAAAAUAAUGUAUAUGUUGACACGAUUGUUCAUCCCAACAUAUUCUUUCAAAUGACUGUUUCCAAGAAUCAUCCUCUCAACAUAAAUGAAAUGUUUAAUGAUUACCAAGCGCAGGAUCUUUACACACAGCGCAAGACCGUUGCCCAGUGUAAACUAUGUCUUAAACAAUAUGUUUUAGAGCUUGAUUUAUAA
Ambispora leptoticha is the source of this 3456-nucleotide messenger RNA. The record is from the annotation of a GenBank genome assembly. NCBI's taxonomy places the organism in Eukaryota, Fungi, Glomeromycota, Glomeromycetes, Archaeosporales, Ambisporaceae.